Molecule: messenger RNA, 1154 nt
Organism: Homo sapiens (human)
Lineage: Eukaryota; Metazoa; Chordata; Mammalia; Primates; Hominidae
Gene: OR2AK2
Product: olfactory receptor family 2 subfamily AK member 2
Exons: 1
Coding region: 145-1107 (320 amino acids)
Biological process (GO): G protein-coupled receptor signaling pathway
Cellular component (GO): membrane; plasma membrane
Molecular function (GO): G protein-coupled receptor activity; olfactory receptor activity
Source: RefSeq, marked validated
UGCUCUAAACAUGUAGAUAGUUGCCAAACAUGUAAGUGAAUAUUUAUUUCUGAAUGCCAUGUCAUUUUACUUUCUCUUAAGGGAAGUCAACAUUAUUACAUGAACAUUUCAGAUGUCAUCUCCUUUGAUAUUUUGGUUUCAGCCAUGAAAACAGGAAAUCAAAGUUUUGGGACAGAUUUUCUACUUGUUGGUCUUUUCCAAUAUGGCUGGAUAAACUCUCUUCUCUUUGUCGUCAUUGCCACCCUCUUUACAGUUGCUCUGACAGGAAAUAUCAUGCUGAUCCACCUCAUUCGACUGAACACCAGACUCCACACUCCAAUGUACUUUCUGCUCAGUCAGCUCUCCAUCGUUGACCUCAUGUACAUCUCCACCACAGUGCCCAAGAUGGCAGUCAGCUUCCUCUCACAGAGUAAGACCAUUAGAUUUUUGGGCUGUGAGAUUCAAACGUAUGUGUUCUUGGCCCUUGGUGGAACUGAAGCCCUUCUCCUUGGUUUUAUGUCUUAUGAUCGCUAUGUAGCUAUCUGUCACCCUUUACAUUAUCCUAUGCUUAUGAGCAAGAAGAUCUGCUGCCUCAUGGUUGCAUGUGCAUGGGCCAGUGGUUCUAUCAAUGCUUUCAUACAUACAUUGUAUGUGUUUCAGCUUCCAUUCUGUAGGUCUCGGCUCAUUAACCACUUUUUCUGUGAAGUUCCAGCUCUACUAUCAUUGGUGUGUCAGGACACCUCCCAGUAUGAGUAUACAGUCCUCCUGAGUGGACUUAUUAUCUUGCUACUACCAUUCCUAGCCAUUCUGGCUUCCUAUGCUCGUGUGCUUAUUGUGGUAUUCCAGAUGAGCUCAGGAAAAGGACAGGCAAAAGCUGUUUCCACUUGUUCCUCCCACCUGAUUGUGGCAAGCCUGUUCUAUGCAACCACUCUCUUUACCUACACAAGGCCACACUCCUUGCGUUCCCCUUCACGGGAUAAGGCGGUGGCAGUAUUUUACACCAUUGUCACACCUCUACUGAACCCAUUUAUCUACAGCCUGAGAAAUAAGGAAGUGACGGGGGCAGUGAGGAGACUGUUGGGAUAUUGGAUAUGCUGUAGAAAAUAUGACUUCAGAUCUCUGUAUUGAUUGAGCAUUAACAACAUAAAAAGCUGUUCCUGAAAACUAUCUGGAAA